AUUGCAUCAGUUAUUCAAACAAAAUGUUUAUUUUACGAACAAUAUCUAAAACAAAUUUAAUUUAUCAAUGUCAACGAACUUUUAAUAGUAUUUCUGCAAACAAUAACAUAAAUUUGCUAAAUAAACUUAAAAGCGACAAUUUACAAAAACGUAAACUAUGGGGUUACGUAGCAAUUGCGUUCAACAAAGUUGACAGUGAGCGAUUAUCCAAAGUGGGACCGGAGCGGCUGUGUGCAGAAUGGAUAUUGAAAAAUGGUGGUGCAGUCGGUUUAGUAGGCAUGCAAAAUCGGGUACUUAAGGACUACAAUAGUCUGCCACCUGAGUCGGUAAAAUUCUAUCUGCAAGUCAUUGAUGCCACUAAUGCAUCUAUUAUGAAAAUGGGACUUGAUCAUUUUGCCGGUUGUCGGCAUAUAGAUACAGUUAUAUUUGACAAUUGUAAGCAUCUGGAAGAUGGAGGUCUUGAAGGUUUAGUACAUUUGAAAAACACACUUAAAAGAUUACAAGUUUCUGGUUGCUAUAAUCUGCGAGACAGUUGCUUUGAUGUAGUAGCUCAAUUGACGGCGCUGGAACAGUUACGUUUGUUCGAUUUGUUAUAUGUGAAAGAUAUACAAGGCGUAGCCACUAAACUACGGCAAGCGUUACCAAAUUGCAAAAUUGAAGUGAGAGCCUCCAAGUAGACUGAUUUUCGAGCUGAAAAUUUUAGCAACUCAAAAUGUACAUACAUAUAUGCAUACAAAUAUUUGUGUGUCUUUAAGUGAAACAUACGUCAUACCAUUUGUAAUGGUUCAUGUUUUUCUUGGAGACGCACUGUAUCAAACCGAACACCUUUUAAAUGUGUAACCGUCGCUAAGUGUAUACUCACAUACAAAUAUAAUGUAUUUGCAUACAAAAUUCUUUAAAACAAAA
Molecule: messenger RNA, 906 nt
Organism: Bactrocera tryoni
Lineage: Eukaryota; Metazoa; Arthropoda; Insecta; Diptera; Tephritidae
Product: ATP synthase subunit s, mitochondrial
Exons: 1
Coding region: 24-677 (217 amino acids)
Source: RefSeq, a predicted model, not a curated record